Nicotiana tabacum (common tobacco) is the source of this 669-nucleotide messenger RNA. The record is from the annotation of a RefSeq genome assembly. Lineage: Eukaryota; Viridiplantae; Streptophyta; Magnoliopsida; Solanales; Solanaceae.
AUGAUGAGCCCCAUCACAGAGAUGCACAGAGGAAGAGAACGAACGUCAGCUUUGUUUUUCUCUCUUUUGAAACGAAUUUUUCUCAGUCUCACUGUCCUUUUACUUACUCCUAUCCUUUUAAACUGUAAUUGGGACUUUUCUUUUGAAGCCGCUUUCUUUACUUCAUUUCUUAGCGACUUCCUGGAUUUUUGGCUUUCUUUAAUGGAUAGAAUUCCUCUUUCCGUCGGAGGCGAUGGAAGUGGUCCUAGCUUAUCGAAAAAACCUUCCUUUGAUCUCAACAUAUCCGCGGCUGAAGAAGAGCCAGGGGAUCGGUCCGAGAUCGAAAGAGCCUUGGAUCAACUUGAAUUGGCAAAGAUUAAAGAACAAAAAGAUCUCUUGGCCGAACAGAUUAGCCCCCUGAUUGAAUCAGAGAAGGCACGCCUUGUUCGAAGGAAGUGGCACCGCAACUUGGAUGAACUUCCAUCACCAAGUGAAAUGGUGGAAAUCAUUAUUGACCGCUUCGGCAGCAAAGCUGCCUAUAAUGCCAACAAACCCAAUGUCCCCAGGGCUAAUUUACGGCACUUGAGGGCUUGGUUAACCCGAGCGCAACACUCGGCGGAGCAGGAUGGGAAGGGAAACAUGAGUAUAAAAAAUCAUAUUUCUUCAAUAAUUGAAGGAUAUUUCAAGUAG